Macrosiphum euphorbiae (potato aphid) is the source of this 288-nucleotide messenger RNA. NCBI's taxonomy places the organism in Eukaryota, Metazoa, Arthropoda, Insecta, Hemiptera, Aphididae. The record is from the annotation of a GenBank genome assembly.
AUGUCGUCUGAUGAUGAGGAUGUGUUUAUGUUAUAUUGGUGGCUUCGUAACAAAAAAAGGAAACUUAGGUAUUGGAUCCAUCCACUUUUAAAAGAUAAACAGCAUAGUAGCUAUAUAGUUGCAAAGGAAUUAACCACCGAUGAAGAUAAAUUCCAAAGUUUCUAUAGAAUGUCUCAAGUUGUUUUUCAUCGUUUAGUGCAGUCAGUUGGACCACAUAUAACGAAGAAAGAUACUAACUGGAGAAUGGUUUUGGAACCAGAAGAAAAACUCAUAAUAACAUUGAGGUAA